GAUCGCACCUUGUAGAGGAGCUUAUAUCCAUCUCCGAUGUCGCCUGGCUUUGCCCGCGCCACUUAGUUUCCUGUAUGAUACAUCGACUCGCCGCGUCUCCAGAAAUCUGCUAACUCUCGAGAAUGAGAGGUUGAUGAUGGUUUCAAAGAAAAUAUGCUACUUAUACACGCUCGUCAUUGGCCUUGGAGUUUUGGAUUUAUAUAUGGUUUCGGAUUUUAUAACUGAUGCAAAGCAGGCAUUUGCCCGAGUACAAGCCUUCGGACAUGCGCUGUUUGAUCUCGAAAUCAUAAACAAGCCUGUGUUUCCUCAUAAACCUGAGACUGAGCAUGUCUCUUGUCAAAGGUUACUUACUGGAGACAAGGUAUACAUCAGUGAUAUUGUUCGUAAACGUCCAGUGCUACAACAUCGAUGGUUGGACAUGUCGUGCAGUGGAAUAAGAGCUCGUAUAUUACCCCCAAAGCCUUUGGAAAAGCUGGAUUUUGGUGUGGCUUACGCUCGCAUUGUUUAUGAGGACUACGAAUUCAUUGAGGACGAAGUCAGAUCCAGCUGUCAUUCACAAAACAUCUUCUGUUUUUCGGUGGACGCAAAACAGAAAAAUGAGUUCUACUCGAAGAUUUUUGCGCUUUCGAUUUGUCUCCCCAAUGUGUUGCUAGCACCAAUGCGUUAUGGAGUCAAUAACGCUGGUUACAAUAUGAACCAAGCUCAUUAUGACUGCCUCAAACUACUUUCUAAGCAUAAAGGCUGGCAAUACGUCUUAUUACUUCAGAAUCACGACAUGAUGAUUAAAACUGUGUACGAGACAGUGACGAUAUUGAAGGAGUUUGAUGGGGCUAAUGACAUUUGUGUAAGGCAGUGCGAACCGAGUAGAUGGAAUCAUUCUGCAAAGUGGUAUGCGAGUUCAUUGAAGCUGUUUCGUAAUGAAUCACAAGCGACGCCGACGCAACUAGCAACCAAUUUGACAAUUGUUCGAGGACUGGUGCAAUGCUCACUAAGCCGAGCUGCUGUUGAAUGGGCUGUCAAUACCGUAGACUUAACCACGCUCAUCAAUCAGCUGAACACCAAUGCAUAUGCCGUAGAUGAGACGCUUUGGGCUGUCUUACAAAUGAGCGACGAUCUGCAAAUGCCAGGAAGAUUUACCGGAAAGUGCAUCAGCAACAAGACAUAUGUGCCUUGCAUCACUAGAGUUACGUUUUGGAGUUGGCAUAAGCAAUAUUUCCAAUGUCCUUGGUACAGACAUGGCAUAUGUAUAUUUGGAGUUGAGAAUUUGCAACGACUGUCUACGAUCAAGGGUCUAGUGGCUAACAAACCUUUCCCUUCCUUUGAUUACGCACUUAUUGACUGCGUACACGAGUUGCUCUUCAAUCGAACACAUCUGGGUCAAAUGGACCAAAAGUUGGAUUUGCAAUUUUACAGAUCUCUCGAAAAUGUUCGCUAUCACAAGAAGGUCCUCAACCCUGAUCUAUCCUACAAACUUCAUUGCCCAACUUAUCACACCUGGGAUAUCUUUAUGGGUCAUGAGUCCUUCCUGUCCUCAUCAUUUCCAGGAUGAUCCUCGCCUUGUGUAUGAGAGCGUUAAAACGCCUUGCAAACCAUGAGCGACAGCCCAAAAUCUUGAGUUACGAUUUUGUCAGAAUGCUCAACUCUAUUUAUUCGUAUUGUUUGGAAUGCAUUUAGCUCUAUAGGGAUGAUCUUGAAAUUUCCAAAAAAAAAACCCUCAAAAGUCGGCCAAUUUUGUGCAUUUAAUUGGAGAU
Messenger RNA from Cylicocyclus nassatus, 1751 nucleotides. NCBI's taxonomy places the organism in Eukaryota, Metazoa, Nematoda, Chromadorea, Rhabditida, Strongylidae. The record is from the annotation of a GenBank genome assembly.